GUGAUUCAAGAAAAGUACUACGAGAUAAGGUACCAUGAGAAUAAACAUAGCAAUUUUAUUGUACCUACAAUCAGAACAUUACAACGUCAAUUGGCUGCAGCCCUUAAAAAGGCAACUACCAGACGUAAUCACCAGAGUUCGGGCAUUCAGCAACACCAUACUGUUCCUUCAACCUUAGAGGAGAUAGAACGUGAUAGUUAUUACGAUUUUGCAAAAGUUAUCCCUGAUAGCUCGUUAUCAGAGUUAGAAGAUGCAUUGUAUGAUUUACACGAGGUUAGUGAAAAGAUUAAGCAGAUCAAGUUUAAUUUAAACACCAAUAGUAAUAGCGUGAAUGCCAGUCCCUUGCAUGGCGGAUCGUCUGCGUCUAUGUCUUCCUCCUCCAUCCAACAAAUCAUUGACAGCUCAUUGGCUGAUGCUACUUCCCCUAUUAUCCACUCGAAUCAACACCUCCCAAAAUCCCCCUUGUCAUCCUCAAUCACCACCCCAGUAUCAAUCAGACCAAAACUGGGUUCCAAUGAAAAUGUCGUGAUUGAUCACAUCCAAAAUCUUAGGAACAAUCUCACCGACUCCAGCACAUCCAAUAAUUCAGACAGUUUUUCCAAAGGACUUGACAUGUUGGAAUUAAUCUUGAAACAAACAAUUGAGUUACACCAACUGAUUCACAAUGAGAAUGAGACAUUUAGGAAAGAGAUUGAUAGACUUACAAAGGAUCAUCUUCGAAAGGUUAGUGAAAUGAAUCAGAAUCAUUUGAUAAGACAACGUGAUUUGAAUCGACAAUUUCUCGAAUUGUUCAAGACUGAAUUUGAGUCUAGAGAAAACUCUGACCAUAUUCUUGCCAGACUUGCGUCCCUUGAAGCCCUUCUUUGA
Molecule: messenger RNA, 867 nt
Organism: Spathaspora passalidarum NRRL Y-27907
Lineage: Eukaryota; Fungi; Ascomycota; Pichiomycetes; Serinales; Debaryomycetaceae
Exons: 1
Source: RefSeq, a predicted model, not a curated record